UACGAACUCCUAUGCAGGUAUUUAACAUACGCAUCGCCACACAAAUACUAGAGUACAGAGUCUGUUAAUGAGAUUUUUUUUAUCUGAAAUCUUCCUCCGGCCGUCACCGUCGAAGUGUCAUUGUUCUAUGAAUGAAUAGCCACUACCCAAGGCUUAUUUAAAUCUGUAACUUACAAUUGGUUACCCCCGCAGUCAUAUGACUUAAAGCGCUAACAAAACCUCUUCUCAAAUUGAUUAGCUUUGCAGAAUACCAAACAACAUUCACAGGACAGCCCACUUUUGAUAAUAUUUUUCAUCUUUCCUGCACCCAGCUAAAAAAUGGCACAUGGAACAAUUUCAGGCUGUUGCGACUUUAACUGUGAGGAAGCUUGUGAAAAACUCAAGAAUGCCAUGGAUGGAUUAGGAACCAACGAAGCUGAUAUUAUUGAUGUUUUGGUGAAUCAUAAUUGCAAACAGCGCCAAGAAAUCAGAACAGCCUACAAGCAAUCGUAUGGAGAGGAUUUAAUUGACGAUCUGAAAAGCGAACUGUCUGGAAAUUUGGAAAACGUAAUUGUGGCCUUAUUUGAUCUUCCCAGAGACUUUGAUGUUCAUGAGAUCCAUCGGGCCAUAGCUUGUAUGGGAACAGAUGAGAACACGCUCAUUGAGAUUAUGGUGACCAGAACAAACGAAGAAAUUGAAGAGAUAAAAACUAGAUAUGAAGAAGAGUAUGGGGUUUCAAUGGAAGAAGACAUUGCAUCUGACACAAGUGGUUAUUUCCGUCGUUUGAUGGUUUCUCUUUGCACUGCAUCAAGAGAUGACGAUUGGUGGGCCGAUCAAGAAAAGGCUACUGAAGAUGCUCAAGCACUCUAUGAUGCUGGAGAAGGACAGUUAGGCACUGAUGAAUGCACUUUCAAUGCAAUUUUGUGCAAACGUACCCUACCCCAGUUGCAAGCAACAUUUAAGGCUUAUGAAGAACUGGCUGAUCGUCCUUUCCGUGAUGUUGUUGAGUCAGAAACUUCUGGUGCCGUACAAGAUGGCUAUCUUGCUAUUAUUGAUGCAGCUUCUGAUUUGAGACACUAUUUUGCGCAGCGACUCUACAAAAGCAUGAAAGGGUUGGGCACCACUGAUACCGAUCUCAUUCGAGUGAUUGUAUCAAGGAGUGAGCUUGAUCUGCAAGAAAUAAAAGAGGAUUUCCUCGCAACGUAUGACACUGCACUUUCUGAUUUUGUUGAAUCCGACUGUGGUGGUGAAUACAAAACCGUUUUGUUGAAAGUAAUUGGUGCUUGACUUUUACAUUCCAUUCCAGUUUACCAUUUUUGAAAAAUAGUAAAAUAAAACUUUUCAAUUCUUUUACAAUCUUGCUGUUAAAUUUCAGAGAAACUGUUGUUUAGAAGUAAUGUUAUCGUUUUAAUUUAAUUGGAUUCUAUCCCAAUUGAUUUUUAUCAAGAAUAAAGUAAUUUGAACUGAAA
Molecule: messenger RNA, 1448 nt
Organism: Octopus bimaculoides (California two-spot octopus)
Lineage: Eukaryota; Metazoa; Mollusca; Cephalopoda; Octopoda; Octopodidae
Product: annexin A7
Cellular component (GO): nucleus; cytoplasm; plasma membrane
Molecular function (GO): calcium ion binding; calcium-dependent phospholipid binding; phosphatidylserine binding
Source: RefSeq, a predicted model, not a curated record